Messenger RNA from Lodderomyces elongisporus, 717 nucleotides. RefSeq lists its product as uncharacterized. Gene Ontology annotation, biological process: import into nucleus. The record is from RefSeq and is a predicted model, not a curated record. The transcript has a single exon. Gene Ontology annotation, cellular component: cytoplasm. Bases 1 to 717 code for a protein of 238 amino acids. Lineage: Eukaryota; Fungi; Ascomycota; Pichiomycetes; Serinales; Debaryomycetaceae.
AUGAGCAACAGUUUACUUAUCCUAGGAUCCACUGGAUUGGUUGGUGGCCAAGUUGUCAAAUUUGCCCAAACCUCAAAAGAUUUUUCCAAGAUUUUUACUGUUACUAGAAGAAAGCCAGAGUUUGCCAACACUGCUAGUACCACCGAGUCACCACGCAUUGAUACCAUUGUUGAGACUGACUCGUCCAAAUGGCCACAAGCUAUAAGUAAUCUUGAACCUGCACCCUUGGCUUACAUCUCUGCAUUUGGUACAACUCGAGCCAAUGCUGGAUCGGCAGAGAAAUUUAAAGAGAUUGAUUAUGGCAUCAAUUACGAAAGUGCUAAAGCAGCAAAAGAAGCAGGUGCCAAGGUAUGUGUUUUAGUCUCGUCUUAUGGUGCCAAUGCCAAGUCACCUUUUUUGUACAUGAAGACAAAAGGAGAAUUGGAGAAUGCCAUAAUCGACUUGAAGUUCCCAUACACGAUAAUUUUACAGCCUGGUGUUUUACUUGGUGAGCGAAACGAGUCAAAGGGUUUUGGUAAUGAUUGGGCAGUGAAGUUUGGCAAACUUUGUAAAGGAACUUGGUUUGCUCCAUUAUUGCAACCAAUCGAAGCUAGUGAUUUGGGUAGAAUUGCUGUUGAGUUUGCCGAGAGAGGAUUGAAAGGUGAAUUUAGGGAGAAUGUUUUAAAGGUUAGUGGUUCUGAGUUGACUGAGCUAGUUGAUGAUUUUAAAAUCGUUUAA